GCUACAACUAUUGAUCCACUGAUCAGGAUCUUUCUUAGCCAAUACAGAUUUAAGAAGUAUAACGGGUUGUGCAGUUUUGCAACUCAGAGGUGCAUUGAUGAAACAUGCAAAAACUUUCCAGACUCAAUUAGAGAAAAAAAUAUCUAAAUGGAAGAUACCACUUUGCAGAACUCAUACACAGCACCUGAAAUUAAGCACCUUAUUCCUAGUUAGGGUUAAUUUCAGGUUUACGGAGUUCAGAACCAACUUUUACUUAGAAACUAAUGUUUUUAUCUGUAAGUAUACCCCUAAAUCUUCAGGGUAAGAGCUUUGUGGGCUUUUAAACAUAUACAUUGUUGUUCUUUUCUGUUAACUUUAAUUGUCUGUGACAGAUUUUAAAACACUUUUGCCUUAAGCCUUGUAUUACUGCUUUAUUGUUAUAUUUUCACCAUUUUCUGUUCAGUGUGGAGCUGACUUUCCCUUUACCUCUCCACAGAUUGGAGUUGUGCAGAAAAAAUGUGAGAUCUAAAUGAUCCACGUCACAGCAGUAAAAUCUAAAUUAAGAUUUUUUCUUCAUUGGCUUCUGAGUUUUACGUAUAAAUUUAGAAGUUGUUAAAAUGUAAUGUGCUCUGUUUUCUUUUGGGACUGUAUUUAUUUUUGUGCAACUGAUGAACAAGUCGCAGGAGGAUGUUGGCUUUAGGCAGACAUGUCCAGGCUGAGAGCAGGAGAAAGGCCAGGUCAUUUAUGAGAUCGACAUCCAGAUUAAAGAUGCAAUUGGCCGACAACACCAGUGUGCCACAAUCCAGCUCGACUUCCAGCUGCCCAUCAGAUUCAACCUUCAGUACGUCGGACGAGACGGACAGCUGCACAGACCAGUGAUGAUCCACAGGGCUGUACUGGGGUCACUGGAGAGAAUGAUCGCUAUACUGGCUGAAAACUUUGGAGGCAAAUGGCCGCUGUGGUUGUCUCCGUCGCAGAUCAUGGUGAUUCCUGUAGGGGGCAACAGUGAGUCAUACGCUAGACAGGUGGUCGCGACGUUCCACGAAGCUGGCUUCAUGGUGGAUUUCAACAACGAUCCAGGAGCGACCUUAAAUAAGAAGAUUCGCUCCGCUCAGCUGGCCCAGUACAACUACAUAUUUGUGGUGGGUGAUAAGGAGCGUGAGAGUGGAGCAGUAAACGUGAGGAGCAGAGGGGGUAAACAGUUGGGCAGCAGACAAACAGAGGAGGUCCUGAGGUCCCUCAUACAUCUACGAGACACCAGGAGCAACCAAGACGAGCUUUAACACCGGCUCAUUUCCAGGAUUAAAUCAUGGCUUCAUUCUCUGUUUUGUUACUUUAUUCUUUUUUUUUAUGAAUGUGAAUGCUAUCAGUUCUAAUAAAAGUACAUUAACAUUA
Molecule: messenger RNA, 1374 nt
Organism: Xiphophorus hellerii (green swordtail)
Lineage: Eukaryota; Metazoa; Chordata; Actinopteri; Cyprinodontiformes; Poeciliidae
Product: threonine--tRNA ligase 1, cytoplasmic-like
Exons: 6
Coding region: 858-1262 (134 amino acids)
Biological process (GO): threonyl-tRNA aminoacylation
Cellular component (GO): mitochondrion
Molecular function (GO): threonine-tRNA ligase activity
Source: RefSeq, a predicted model, not a curated record